UUGAAAAUUUUCAUUGCCCUUACUGUUGUGGAUAAAAACUCUGUAAAACCCUUCUGGUUUAUCAAUGGCGGAAGGAUCAAUACACUGAGUUAGAAGAUACUGACUUGGGGCAGUUUUCCCAAGCAAUUGUCGUUCUAAAAGCUAUGGACACGGCAACUGUGCAAUGCCGACUGACCUCACUCCAUUCUCCCUCGGAAAGCGUAUUUGCUCUUCGAGGAACAACAAUUAUCGUUUCUUUGUCCUACCGGAGGUACAGGCCCAAGCUCAAACUUUCCCGUCAGAAGAGGUUUAUAAUUUCAGCUUCUUCCUCCUCCUCGUCUUCUUCAAGUGGACCGGAGGGUUUAUCUUGGGCGUGGCUUUCGCAGUCCUUUCGUCGCGGCUCUCAGCGGUUUCUGGAGAAAUUGGGGCCGUCAGUGGAGAAAGAAACCGGGGUUGAUAUGGAUAAUGUUAGGGUUAGGAUGGAUGAGUUUUCGAGCUGGGCUCGAGAUUCGGGCAGGAAGGCGCAGGAAUCAGUGGAGCGAGUUAGAUAUGAGCUUCUGCCGCAGUUUGCCAAUUGGAAUAAAUGGGAACUCUGGAAGGAUGUGAGGAAUUGGGACUCCAAAAGAUUAGGCGUUUUGGUGCUGUACAUUUUUGUUUCGAUUUUAUCUUGUCAAAGUAUAUAUAAAGCAGUCCGAGCUCCUAUUAUUGAUCGUGAAAGGAGAGAAUUGGCUGAGGCAUACAUGGAUGCAUUAAUACCUGAGCCUACACCAAUCAACGUGAGAAAAUAUAAACAAGGUAUGUGGAGGAAGACGACUCCCAAAGGUCUGAAACUCAAAAGGUUUGUUGAGGGGCCAGAUGGAACACUUAUUCAUGAUAGUUCUUUUGUCGGAGAAAAUGCAUGGGAAGAUGAUGCUGAUAAGACCCAAAAUAGUGUAAAAGAAAUGAUAGAGCAAAACACACAAUUGAAGAGUGAGGAGAAAAAGGUUCUCCAGAAUGAUUUGGGUCUAUCAGCUGAUAAUCAGAAUACUGGAGGAACAUGGCGUGAGAGACUUGCAGCAUGGAAAGAAAUUCUUCAAGAGGAGAAGUUAGCUGCAGAACUCAGCUCAUUGAAUUCCAAGUACGCUGUGGAAUUUGACAUGAAAGAAGUUGAGAAUAGUCUUCGCAAGGAUGUAGUAGAGAAGGCCAAAAAUGCACAAGGAGUUAAGGGAUUGUGGAUCUCCAAAAGAUGGUGGCGUUACCGGCCCAAACUUCCCUAUACAUAUUUCCUUCAAAAACUUGAUUCUUCUGAGGUUGAUGCAGUUGUUUUUACAGAGGAUCUCAAGAGAUUGUAUGUUACCAUGAAAGAAGGAUUCCCUCUAGAAUAUAUCGUUGAUAUCCCCCUUGAUCCUUAUCUUUUUGAGGCCAUAUCGGUAUCUGGAGUGGAAGUAGAUCUUCUUCAGAAGCGUCAAAUCCAUUACUUUCUCAAAGUUGCAUUUGCACUGUUGCCUGGGUUACUAAUCUUAUGGUUGAUUAGGGAAUCUGUGAUGCUUCUUCAUAUAACAACCAACCGUUUACUUUAUAAGAAAUAUAAACAGGUUUUGGACAUGGCAUAUACCGAAAACUUCAUUCUGCCAGUUGGUGAUGUUGGUGAAACAAAAUCUAUGUAUAAAGAUGUAGUAUUAGGAGGAGAUGUCUGGGAUCUUCUGGAUGAACUGAUGAUAUAUAUGGGAAAUCCCAUGCGGUAUUAUGAAAAGGAGGUGAAGUUUGUCCGAGGUGUGCUUUUGUCUGGACCACCUGGAACAGGGAAGACACUCUUUGCCAGGACACUAGCAAAAGAAAGUGGUUUGCCUUUUGUUUUUGCUUCUGGCGCAGAGUUCACAGAUAGUGAGAAAAGUGGGGCUGCAAGAAUUAAUGAGUUAUUCUCAAUUGCGAGGAGAAAUGCUCCUGCUUUUGUCUUUGUGGAUGAGAUAGAUGCAAUUGCAGGAAGACAUGCCAGAAAGGAUCCACGAAGAAGAGCAACAUUUGAAGCACUAAUUGCUCAGCUGGAUGGAGAUAAAGAAAGAACUGGUGUAGAUAGAUUCUCGCUGAGGCAAGCUGUUAUUUUCAUAUGUGCUACUAAUAGACCAGAUGAAUUGGACCUAGAAUUUGUUCGCCCAGGACGUAUUGAUCGCCGUGUAUAUAUUGGGUUACCUGAUGCAGAGCAACGAACACAAAUUUUUGGUGUUCAUAGUGCUGGGAAGGAGCUAGCUGAGGAUGUUAAUUUCCAAGAGGUAGUCUUCCGAACUGUUGGGUAUUCUGGGGCAGAUAUCAGAAAUUUAGUCAACGAAGCUGGAAUAAUGUCUGUCAGGAAAGGGCAUUCAAAGAUCUACCAACAAGAUAUCGUUGAUGUAUUGGACAAGCAGUUGCUUGAAGGAAUGGGUGUGCUUCUUACCGAGGAAGAGCAGCAGAAAAUUGAACAAAGUAUAUCCUUGGAAAAGAAAAGGCUUCUGGCGGUGCAUGAAGCAGGUCACAUAGUGCUGGCUCAUUUGUUCCCUCGAUUUGAUUGGCAUGCAUUUUCUCAGCUGUUGCCUGGUGGAAAGGAAACUGCUGUUUCUGUCUUUUACCCUCGAGAGGACAUGGUAGAUCAAGGUUAUACAACCUUUGGGUACUUGCAAAUGCAAAUGGUGGUUGCUCAUGGAGGGCGAUGCGCUGAACGUAUUGUAUUUGGAGAUGACAUUACCGAUGGAGGAAGUGAUGACCUUGAAAAGAUUACUAAGAUUGCUCGAGAAAUGGUAAUAAGUCCUCAAAAUCCAAGGUUGGGGCUCACUGCCUUGACCAAAAGAAUUGGUCUGGCUGAUCGCCCUGAUAAUCCAGAUGGUGAACUAAUAAGAUACAGGUGGGACGAUCCCCAAGUGAUUCCAGAAAACAUGACACUUGAAGUUUCUGAGCUUUUCACCCGGGAGCUUACAAGGUACAUUGAGGAGACUGAGGAGCUUGCCAUGAAGGGACUGAUGGACAACAGACAUAUAUUAGACAUGAUUGCCGAAGAACUAUUACAACAUUCAAGGAUUACGGGAUUGGAAGUGGAAGACAAAAUGAGAGGAUUAUCACCAAUUAUGUUUGAAGAUUUUGUGAAACCUUUCCAGAUUAACAUGGAUGAGGAGGGACCGUUGCCUCACAAUGAUCGAGUGCGAUUUAAGCCAUUGGAUAUCUAUCCUGCACCACUACAUAGGUAGAUGAUAGAAUGGAUCCUGCAAUGGAGCUUGGAGCUUUAGAUCACCCGGAUGAAUGCCAACUAAAAUCAAUCGACUAUUUCAGUAGACGUCAAGAAUGAUUAUCAAUCGAUCCAUCCAUGGGCAGCAAUGCAUCAUGGAUUCCUUAUAUCAGCAUCUUGGCGGCUUAAUUCAACACUACGUGGUGGUGGUGGGGAUGGAUAUAUGUCUUCCUCAACUUCAUGUCCAACUCUAUGCAUUCAUUGUUUAUUACUCCAUUAGUUAAGUUGUGGUCUCUUCUUAUCACCAUAUAUAGUGUUCAGUCA
Messenger RNA from Andrographis paniculata, 3475 nucleotides. RefSeq names its product ATP-dependent zinc metalloprotease FTSH 12, chloroplastic. Gene Ontology annotation, biological process: mitochondrial protein processing; protein-containing complex assembly; embryo development ending in seed dormancy. The record is from RefSeq and is a predicted model, not a curated record. The transcript has 19 exons. Gene Ontology annotation, molecular function: ATP hydrolysis activity; ATP-dependent peptidase activity; ATP binding. Bases 144 to 3173 code for a protein of 1009 amino acids. NCBI's taxonomy places the organism in Eukaryota, Viridiplantae, Streptophyta, Magnoliopsida, Lamiales, Acanthaceae. Gene Ontology annotation, cellular component: chloroplast thylakoid membrane; m-AAA complex.